AUGGAGAACAGUCACCCCCCCCACCACCACCACCAGCAGCCCCCGCCGCAGCCCGGCCCUUCGGGCGAGAGGAGGAACCACCAUUGGAGAAGUUACAAGUUGAUGAUUGACCCGGCUCUGAAAAAGGGGCAUCAUAAACUGUACCGCUACGAUGGGCAGCAUUUCAGCCUGGCGAUGUCCAGCAACCGCCCCGUGGAAAUUGUCGAAGAUCCCCGGGUCGUUGGGAUCUGGACCAAAACCAAGGAGCUGGAGCUGUCGGUGCCCAAAUUCAAGAUCGAUGAGUUCUACGUGGGCCCGGUGCCUCCGAAGCAGGUGACAUUUGCCAAGCUGAAUGAUAACAUCCGAGAAAACUUCCUGAGGGACAUGUGUAAGAAGUAUGGGGAGGUGGAGGAGGUGGAGAUUUUGUACAACCCUAAGACCAAGAAGCACUUGGGCAUUGCCAAGGUGGUCUUUGCGACCGUCAAGGGAGCCAAGGAGGCUGUUCAGCAUCUGCAUAGCACUUCAGUCAUGGGCAAUAUCAUCCACGUGGAGCUGGACACUAAAGGGGAAACCCGAAUGCGGUUCUACGAACUGUUGGUCACGGGCCGAUACACACCCCAGACCCUCCCAGUGGGUGAGCUGGAUGCUGUCUCUCCAAUCGUGAACGAGACCCUGCAGCUGUCAGAUGCUCUGAAGCGCCUCAAGGAUGGUAGCCUAGCUGCUGGCUGUGGCUCCGGCUCAUCCUCUGUCACCCCCAAUAGUGGUGGGACACCCUUCUCCCAGGACACUGCAUACUCCAGCUGCCGCCUGGACACACCCAACUCCUAUGGACAGGGCACACCGCUCACGCCGCGUCUGGGCACCCCCUUCUCGCAGGACUCCAGCUACUCCAGCCGCCAGCCCACACCCUCCUACCUCUUCAGCCAGGACCCCACAGUGACCUUCAAGGCCCGGCGCCAUGAAAGCAAGUUCACAGAUGCCUACAACCGCCGCCACGAGCAUCAUUAUGUCCACAACUCCUGUGCGGUCACUGCAGUGGCAGGGGCACCAGCCGCCUUCAGGGGCUCUGUGGACCUCCCGUUUGGGGCAGUCAGCAGCAGUGGGGGCAACGGUGGCCCUCCGUUCAAGGCCCAACCACAGGAUUCGGCCACGUUCGCCCACACUCCACCACCUGCCCCAGCGACCCCCACUCCUGGAGUCACAUUCAAGUCGACUUUCUCUCCGUAUCAGACCCCUGUGCCCCCUUUCCCCCCACCCCCUGAGGAGCCCGCCACCGCAGCCGCCUUUGGGGCCCGCGACAGUGGGGAAUUCCGGAGAGCACCUGUGCCCCCACCCCUGCCACCCACUGAGCCCCUGACCAAGGAGAAGCCGGGCACACCGCCUGGCCCACCACCUCCUGAUGCCAACAGCAUGGAGUUGGGUGGCCGGCCGACCUUUGGCUGGAGUCCUGAGCCCUGCGACAGUCCAGGCACGCCUACGCUGGAGUCAUCACCUGCGGGGCUGGAGAAGCCCCACGACAGCUUGGACUCACGCAUAGAGAUGCUGCUGAAGGAACAGCGCACCAAGCUGCCUUUCCUUCGGGAGCAGGACUCGGAUACGGAGCUGCAGAUGGAGGGCAGCCCUAUCUCCUCCUCCUCCUCCCAGCUCUCCCCACUGGCCCCCUUUGGCACCAACUCCCAGCCAGGCUUUCGAGGCCCCACACCGCCCUCCUCACGCCCCUCCAGCACCGGCCUGGAGGAUAUCAGCCCCACGCCACUGCCCGACUCAGAUGAGGAUGAUGAGCUUGACCUGGGCUUGGGGCCCCGGCCCCCUCCGGAGCCAGGCCCCCCGGACCCUUCUGGUCUUCUGGGCCAGACAACUGAGGUAGCCUUGGACCUGGCUGGAGACAGGACCCCAACCUCAGAGAAGAUGGAUGAGGGCCAGCAGUCCUCGGGCGAGGACAUGGAGAUCUCGGAUGAUGAGAUGCCCUCAGCCCCCAUCACCAGCGCCGACUGCCCCAAACCCAUGGUGGUGACCCCAGGGGCGGCAGCCGUGGCGGCCCCCUCUGUGCUGGCUCCGACCCUGCCGCUGCCCCCACCCCAGGAGACAGUGAGCGUCGCCACCUCCGAGGCUGGAGCCGCGUCCGCCAGCGAGAGCUCUGAGUCUUCCGAGUUCGAAUCGAGCUCCGAGUCCUCGUCAUCGUCCUCAGAGGAUGAAGAGGAGCUUCUGCAGGUGGGGACAUUGAGGUUCACCGCGUCCGCCAGCGAGAGCUCUGAGUCUUCCGAGUUCGAAUCGAGCUCCGAGUCCUCGUCAUCGUCCUCAGAGGAUGAAGAGGAGCUGGUGAGGGAGGAGGAGGAGGAGGAGGAGGAGGAGGAGGAGGAGGAAGAGGAGGAAGAGGAAGAGGCAGCAGCAGAUGAAAGUACGGCUCCUGCGGCUCCCGACGAGGACUUGGAGGACGAUGUGGCCACGGGGGCCCCUGUGACGGAGUCCUCGGUCAUGGAAGAGGAGGUGGACAUCGAGGCUGAGGAUGAAGCCCCCGAGGAGCGGACCCCCAUGCCGGAAGAGCUCCCCUUGCCUGUGUGUGCCGAGGAGCCGGCUAGCCGCAAGGAGCCCCCCGAGGAGCCGGGCCUGAAGCAGGAAGGGGCCAGGUUGCGGUCUCCAGAGCCCCCGGCCGGAGAGAUGGAGGCCCGGCCCCCACCGUCCCCGGAGCGCACCCCAGAGGAUGACCUGGAAGUGGAGCCCCCUACGCUGCUCUCCUUGUCCCUGCAGCCGCCAUUACCACCCCCUCGACCGCCCCGGCCGCCUAGCCCACCACCAGAGCCCGAGACCCCAGACCCCCCACACCCACCCGUCCCUCUGGAGCCCCCUCCAGAGGAGCAGCCCCCGCGUACUCCGGGCCUCUGUGGCAGCCUGGCCAAGUCACAGAGUACAGAGACGGUGCCGGCCACGCCGAGUGGGGAGCCCCCACUGUCAGGGGGCAGCAGCGGCCUGUCGCUGAGCUCCCCACAGGUGCCCGGCAGCCCCUUCUCCUACCCAUCCCAGUCCCCGAGCUUAAGCAGUGGGGGCCUCCCCAGGACACCUGGUCGGGACUUCAGCUUCACACCCACCUUCCCCGAGCCUGGUGGGCCCCUGCUCCUGCCUGUCUGUCCCCUCCCAGCUGGCCGGCGCGAUGAGCGAUCUGGCCCCCUGGCCUCCCCGGUGCUCCUGGAGACGGGCCUGCCUCUUCCCCUGCCCUUGCCCUUGCCUCUGCCCCUGGCAUUGCCUGUCCCUGUCCUGCGGGCCCAGACCCGGGCCCCUGCCCAGCUGCCACCUCUGUUGCCCGCGCCGCUGGCCCCGUGCCCACCCCCUAUCAAGAGGAAGCCGGGCAGGCCCCGGCGAUCCCCGCCAGCUGUGCUCUCCUUGGAUGGGCCCUUGGUCCGGCCGCCGGGGGGGGCCACCCUCGGCAGGGACCUCCUGCUCCUGCCAGGCCAGCCACAGACCCCUGUCUUUCCCAGCACCCAUGACCCCCGGGCCGUGACCCUGGACUUCCGGAACGCGGGGAUCCCAGCCCCCCCACCGCCCCUGCCCCCCCAGCCUCCUCCGCCCCCACCGCCACCCCCUGUUGAGUCCACCAAGCUGCCCUUUAAGGAGCUAGAGAACCAGUGGCCCUCCGAGGCUAUCCCUCCGGGCCCCCGCGGGCGUGAUGAGGUCACUGAGGAGUUCAUGGACCUGGCCAAGGUUCGGGGGCCCUGGCGCCGGCCGCCUAAGAAGCGUCAUGAGGACCUGGUGGCCCCAGCCUCGCCCGAGCUCUCGCCACCACAACCCCUCUUCCGGCCCCGGUCGGAGUUUGAGGAGAUGACCAUCCUGUAUGACAUCUGGAACGGUGGCAUCGAUGAGGAGGACAUCCGCUUCCUGUGUGUCACCUACGAGCGGCUGCUGCAGCAGGACAACGGCAUGGACUGGCUCAAUGACACCCUCUGGGUCUACCAUCCCUCCACCAGCCUCUCUUCAGCUAAGAAAAAGAAACGGGACGAUGGCAUCCGUGAGCACGUGACAGGCUGUGCCCGCAGCGAGGGCUUCUAUACCAUCGACAAGAAGGAUAAGCUCAGAUACCUCAACAGCAGCCGCGCCAGCACCGACGAGCCCCCGACAGACACGCAGGGCAUGAGCAUCCCGGCGCAGCCUCAUGCCUCCACUCGGGCAGGCUCGGAGCGGCGUUCUGAGCAGCGCCGUCUGCUGUCCUCCUUCACUGGCAGCUGUGACAGUGACCUGCUUAAGUUCAACCAGCUCAAGUUCCGGAAGAAGAAGCUCAAGUUCUGCAAGAGCCACAUUCACGACUGGGGCCUGUUUGCCAUGGAGCCCAUCGCGGCCGACGAGAUGGUCAUUGAGUACGUGGGCCAGAACAUCCGCCAGGUGAUCGCGGACAUGCGGGAGAAGCGUUACGAGGAUGAGGGCAUCGGCAGCAGCUACAUGUUCCGGGUGGACCACGACACCAUCAUCGAUGCCACCAAGUGCGGCAACUUCGCGCGCUUCAUCAACCACAGCUGCAAUCCCAACUGCUAUGCCAAGGUGAUCACGGUGGAGUCGCAGAAGAAGAUUGUCAUCUACUCGAAGCAGCACAUCAAUGUCAACGAGGAGAUCACCUACGACUACAAGUUCCCCAUCGAGGACGUCAAGAUCCCCUGCCUGUGUGGCUCUGAGAACUGCCGGGGGACCCUCAACUAGGCCCUGUGGAAGGCUGCCCGCGCCGCCCUGGGGCUCCCGAGCAUGGACCCCAGGGCCCCGGGGCCCAGCCCCACCUCCCACCCCCAUUUCAGGUGCUGUCCCCUACCCAGCAGCCAUGUCAGGGCCUGGCGCCCCCAACACUACCCCCAGGACCCAGCGCAGCUCCAGCCCCUCAGUGGGAAAGGGCUUCUCUGUCUCUCAGCCCAUGUCUCUUUGGUUUUUUGAAAUGCUCCCUUCAGGAUUUUUGUUGAGCUCCAGCGUAAACUCUCUGUCCGUGUCUCUCACUCUCUGUCUCUCUGUCUCUGGCCUUCUCUUUUCCCGUCUUCCCCAUCAGCCUCUUUCCAUGAAUGCUGCUAUGUUGUUUUGUCUUCUCUUUACUCUCUUCCUCGUCAUAAGAAAAGCCGUUUUAACCGUUGAAAUGUGAAAGCAGAAUCAGAGAGCGGGGACCCCCAGCGGGGGCUGCAGAGGCCUCGGUGUGGUGGCGUGUCGGCCCACGUUCCGGAACCCCCGGGCCAGGGCGCUGGGCCAGGUGCUGCAGAGAGGAGGGGGUCGGGCCACGCGGCUCUGACCUCAGAACACUACACAAGGCCCCCUCUCUGCUGGCAGAGGUGACUCAGUGAGGAGAAGACCCUCCCCAUCUGUUCCUUCCCCGGCAGCCUGGGGGCGCCAUAUCCCCUAGCAGACCCUGGUGGAGCCAAGCUGGUCCCAGGCAGGAAUUUCUCCGCGGCUCUCCCCGCCACCUCAACACCCCACCACCC
Messenger RNA from Odobenus rosmarus divergens (Pacific walrus), 5420 nucleotides. RefSeq names its product SET domain containing 1B (gene SETD1B). Gene Ontology annotation, molecular function: protein binding; RNA binding; histone H3K4 methyltransferase activity. The transcript has 14 exons. Gene Ontology annotation, cellular component: Set1C/COMPASS complex. Bases 1 to 4662 code for a protein of 1553 amino acids. Lineage: Eukaryota; Metazoa; Chordata; Mammalia; Carnivora; Odobenidae. The record is from RefSeq and is a predicted model, not a curated record.